Messenger RNA from Vombatus ursinus (common wombat), 1581 nucleotides. RefSeq names its product hyaluronan and proteoglycan link protein 4 (gene HAPLN4). Gene Ontology annotation, molecular function: hyaluronic acid binding. Gene Ontology annotation, biological process: cell adhesion. The transcript has 8 exons. The record is from RefSeq and is a predicted model, not a curated record. Bases 1 to 1581 code for a protein of 526 amino acids. NCBI's taxonomy places the organism in Eukaryota, Metazoa, Chordata, Mammalia, Diprotodontia, Vombatidae.
AUGGACCCAGACUCAUCUGCAGGCUGGCGGGGCCUCCACUGGGCCAAAAGUGGAGUGGAUGCAAGCCCUAGCUCCACCUCGUGGGUGGAACUUGUCCGAGCUCCUCCCAUGUUCCUCCUUCAUAGGUGGAGCCAGUGUCUGUUACUGAGGCACUCCCAGUAUGCUUUCGGGCAGAGUAGGACCCAGCCAGUCCCCGCUCUUCUUCAUUCUACCCCACCUCCACGCACCCCUCCCUCUAUGAGCACGCCUGUGCCGAGGACUGUGGGGCCCAGCCUCCACCAGACACGUGCCAAUCCAGCUCUAGGACAAAGCCCGCCACCUGCCCCUGCUGCCCCACCGGCCCUGCUGCCCCACUGCCUGCCCCUGCUCCCCGCUGAAUCCCCUGCCCCACUGCUGCCUACCCUUGAGUCCUCAGGGCUGGGGGCUGGGGGUUCUUGGCUGGGAGGGCCCUCCUGCCAGGUAGUGGGCAUCAACAUCUGGAUCCUCCUGGUAUUUGCAGCUUCUGCUCUCGGGGGCAGUGACAGAGGCCGGAAGAAGAUUGUCCAUGUGCUAGAGGAUGAGUCAGGGGCUGUGGUGGUCCAGACGGCACCAGGAAAGGUGGUGACACACCGAGGUGGAACCAUCGUCCUGCCCUGCCGAUAUCACUAUGACAUCUCAGCUCACGAUGAGGAUGAAAUUCGCCUUAAGUGGACCAAAGUGACUGACCCAUUGGCUUUCCGUGAUGUUUUUGUGGCUAUGGGCAAGGAGAGGCGGGCCUUUGGUAGCUACCGGGGCCGGACAUCCCUGCAGGAAGAUGGCCCUGGAGAUGCUUCCUUGAUUAUCCGAAAUGUCACGCUACAGGACUAUGGCCGUUAUGAAUGUGAGGUCACCAAUGAGCUCGAGGAUGACGCUGGCAUGGUCAGCUUGGACUUAGAAGGUGUGAUCUUUCCCUACCAUCCUCGCCUGGGCCGCUACACGCUGACUUAUCCUGAGGCACAGCGGGCGUGCGCCGAGCAGGAUGGCAUCCUGGCGUCCUAUGAGCAGCUGCACGCGGCGUGGCGCGAGGGUCUGGACUGGUGCAAUGCGGGCUGGUUGCAGGACGGCUCGGUGCAGUACCCGGUGGGCCAGCCGCGCGAAGAGUGUGGCCGCCGCGAGGCUCCCGUGGGCGUGCGCAACUACGGCUACCGCCACAAGGAAGACGAGCGCUACGAUGCCUUCUGUUUCACGUCCAAUCUGCAGGGUCAGGUAUUCUUCCUGAAGCCCUACCGCAAGGUGAGCUUUCCGGAGGCGGUGCGGGCGUGUGCGGGCAGCGGCGCCGCGGUGGCCAAGGUGGGCCAGCUGUAUGCCGCGUGGAAGCUGCAACUGUUGGAUCGCUGCGAGGCCGGCUGGUUGGGCGACGGCAGCGUGCGCUACCCCAUCGUCAACCCGCGGGCUCGCUGCGGAGGCCAGAGGCCGGGCGUGCGCAACCUUGGUUUCCCCGACAAGAAGCACCGCCUCUUCGGCGUCUACUGCUACCGCGCGCCAGGCUCCCCGGACCCAGGAGCAGCGCGCUGGGGCUGGGGCUGGAGGGACCCAAGCGCCUGGCGGCCCCUUCACGUCUAG